Molecule: messenger RNA, 2601 nt
Organism: Perognathus longimembris pacificus (Pacific pocket mouse)
Lineage: Eukaryota; Metazoa; Chordata; Mammalia; Rodentia; Heteromyidae
Gene: Nrg2
Product: neuregulin 2
Exons: 11
Coding region: 1-2601 (866 amino acids)
Biological process (GO): nervous system development; intracellular signal transduction; animal organ development
Molecular function (GO): signaling receptor binding
Source: RefSeq, a predicted model, not a curated record
AUGCGGCAGGUUUGCUGCUCAGCGCUGCCGCCGCCGCCGCCGCCGCCGCCACAGGAGAAGGCUCGGUGCAGCAGCAGCAGCCGCCGCGACCGCGACAGCAGCAGCAGCAGCAGCAGCAGCGAGAGGAGCAGCAGCAGCAGCAGCAGCAGCAGCAGCAGCGGCGGCGGCCGCCACAGCAUCUCCCGUCCCGCUGCGCCCCCAGAGCCGCGGCCGCAGCCGCCGCCGCCGCCGCAGCCCCGCAGCCCCGCAGCCCGGAAAGCCGCCGCCCGCUCGCGAGCCGCAGCCGCCGGCGGCAUGAGGCGCGACCCGGCCCCCGGCUUCUCCAUGCUGCUCUUCGGGGUGUCGCUCGCCUGCUACUCGCCCAGCCUCAAGUCCGUGCAGGACCAGGCGUACAAGGCGCCCGUGGUGGUGGAGGGCAAGGUCCAGGGACUGGCCCCGGCCGGCGGCUCGGGCUCCAACAGCACCCGUGAGCCGCCCGCCUCGGGGCGCGUGGCGCUGGUGAAGGUGCUGGACAAGUGGCCGCUCCGGAGCGGGGGGCUGCAGCGCGAGCAGGUGAUCAGCGUGGGCUCCUGCGCGCCGCUCGAGAGGAACCAGCGCUACAUCUUUUUCCUGGAGCCCACGGAGCAGCCCUCCGUCUUCAAGACGGCCUUUGCCCCCCUGGGCACCAACGGCAAGAACAUCAAGAAAGAGGUGGGCAAGAUCCUGUGCACCGACUGCGCCACCCGGCCCAAGCUGAAGAAGAUGAAGAGCCAAACAGGCCAGGUGGGCGAGAAGCAAGCGCUGAAGUGCGAGGCAGCAGCGGGAAACCCCCAGCCCUCCUACCGCUGGUUCAAGGAUGGCAAGGAACUGAACCGAAGCCGGGACAUUCGAAUCAAGUAUGGCAACGGCAGAAAGAACUCACGCCUGCAGUUCAACAAGGUGAAGGUGGAAGAUGCCGGGGAGUACGUGUGCGAGGCGGAGAACAUCCUGGGGAAGGACACUGUCCGGGGCCGGCUCCACGUCAACAGCGUGAGCACCACCCUGUCAUCCUGGUCCGGGCACGCCCGGAAGUGCAACGAGACAGCCAAGUCCUACUGUGUCAAUGGAGGCGUGUGCUACUACAUCGAGGGUAUCAACCAGCUCUCCUGCAAAUGUCCAAACGGAUUCUUCGGACAGAGAUGUUUGGAGAAACUGCCUUUGCGAUUGUACAUGCCAGAUCCUAAGCAAAAGCACCUUGGAUUUGAAUUAAAGGAGGCGGAGGAGCUGUACCAGAAGAGGGUCCUGACCAUCACUGGCAUCUGCGUGGCGCUGCUAGUCGUGGGCAUCGUCUGCGUGGUUGCUUACUGCAAGACCAAAAAACAGCGGAAGCAGAUGCACAACCACCUCCGCCAGAACAUGUGCCCCGCGCACCAGAACCGGAGCUUGGCCAAUGGGCCUAGCCAUCCUCGGCUGGACCCCGAAGAGAUCCAGAUGGCAGAUUACAUCUCCAAGAACGUGCCAGCCACCGACCAUGUCAUCCGGAGGGAAACUGAGACCACCUUCUCUGGGAGCCACUCCUGUUCUCCUUCUCACCACUGCUCCUCGGCCACGCCCACCUCCAGCCACAGACACGAGAGCCACACGUGGAGCCUGGAACGUUCUGAGAGCCUCACCUCCGACUCCCAGUCAGGCAUCAUGCUAUCGUCUGUGGGCACCAGCAAGUGCAACAGCCCCGCGUGUGUGGAGGCCCGGGCCCGGCGGGCAGCAGCCUACAGCCUGGAGGAGCGGCGCAGGGCUGCCAUUCCACCGUACCACGACUCCAUAGACUCCCUGCGCGACUCCCCCCACAGCGAGAGGUACGUGUCGGCCCUGACCACGCCCGCGCGCCUCUCGCCCGUGGACUUCCACUACUCGCUGGCCACGCAGGUGCCCACGUUCGAGAUCACGUCUCCCAACUCGGCGCACGCCGUGUCGCUGCCGCCCGCCGCGCCCAUCAGCUACCGCCUGGCGGAGCAGCAGCCGCUCCUGCGGCACCCGGCGCCCCCGGGCCCCGGGCCCGGGCCGGGACCCGGCGCGGACAUGCAGCGCAGCUACGACAGCUACUACUACCCCGCGGCGGGGCCGGGGCCGCGGCGCGGAGCGUGCGCGCUCGGCGGCAGCCUGGGCAGCCUGCCCGCCAGCCCUUUUCGCAUCCCGGAGGACGACGAGUACGAGACGACGCAGGAGUGCGCGCCCCCGCCGCCGCCGCCGCCGCCGUCGCGGCCGCGCGCACGCGGCGCGUCCCGCAGGACGUCGGCGGGGCCCCGGCGCUGGCGCCGCUCGCGGCUCAACGGGCUGGCGGCGCAGCGCGCACGCGCGGCGCGGGACUCGCUGUCGCUGAGCAGCGGCUCGGGCUGCGGCUCGGCCUCGGCCUCGGACGACGACGACGCGGACGACGCGGACGGCGCGCUGGCGGCCGAGAGCACGCCGUUCCUCGGGCUGCGCGCGGCGCACGACGCGCUGCGCUCGGACUCGCCGCCGCUGUGCCCGGCGGCCGACAGCAGGACUUACUACUCCCUGGACAGCCACAGCACGCGGGCCAGCAGCAGCAGACACAGCCGCGGGCCGUCCCCGCGGGCCAAGCAGGACUCGGCGCCCCUCUAG